GCGGGCGGAGGGAAGGCGCUGCCGCCGCUGCUGCUGCCGCCUCUCCGGCGGCGACACAGACGCCGGGAGCGGCCGAGGCGAGUGACUUCUUCUGACUUGAGCCUACAGCGUGCUUUGAGAAAUCUGCCACCAGAUUAUCUCGGCUUGGUCUCUGGGAACCACCCAUUAGUGACCGUCAUAAAUUGCAGGGCCCUUGAGCUGCUGGUGAUAAAAUCUGUCGUGAUCCUGUGGAAGGCUCUGUAACCCAAGACGCUGCCCGACUGUACCUUCUGAAUCCUCGCUGCCAGGAUGGGGAAACAGAACAGCAAACUGCGCCCGGAGGUCAUGCAGGAUUUGCUGGAAAGCACAGACUUCACGGAGCACGAGAUCCAGGAGUGGUAUAAAGGCUUCUUGAGAGACUGCCCCAGUGGACACUUGUCAAUGGAAGAGUUUAAGAAAAUUUAUGGGAACUUUUUCCCUUACGGGGAUGCUUCCAAAUUUGCAGAGCAUGUCUUCCGCACCUUUGAUGCCAAUGGCGAUGGGACGAUAGACUUUAGAGAAUUCAUCAUAGCCCUGAGCGUGACAUCGAGGGGGAAGCUGGAGCAGAAGCUGAAAUGGGCCUUCAGCAUGUAUGACCUGGAUGGGAAUGGCUACAUCAGCAAGGCGGAAAUGCUAGAGAUCGUGCAGGCGAUCUAUAAGAUGGUUUCCUCUGUAAUGAAAAUGCCUGAAGAUGAGUCAACCCCAGAGAAAAGGACAGAAAAGAUCUUCCGCCAGAUGGACACCAACAGAGAUGGAAAACUGUCCCUGGAGGAGUUCAUCCGUGGGGCCAAGAGCGACCCGUCCAUAGUGCGCCUUCUGCAGUGCGACCCCAGCAGCGCCGGCCAGUUCUGAGCUCUGCACCCCACGGAUUGUAGAGCUGCUGCUUGUGUUUGUUCCCUUUCCACCUUUCUUUUUAACAAAACUUUUUUUUUUUUUUUUUUGCCAAACAAUAUUGAUGGUGAUGCUGUCCCCCGUGCGGUCAGACGCACCUUCCUCCGUGCCGCCUUCAGCUUCCUCUGUUGUGGGAAUGCCCAGAGCCCCAACGUGCUUGUGGAGAGCAUGGACGUGCCAUCGUGCACGGACUGUGUGCUGUUCGUCGUUCUAUGAUGUCUCAUCAUUCCUAUUGUUAUUUUUCUUCUGAUUCCAAUGUUUCUGUUCUCAGACCGAAGACUUGGGGAGGCUAGAGGGGGCCAAGCAAUCCAGUCCCGGGAUUCUAUGGCUAGCUCCCAGGAGCUUGUUUGAAAAACAAAACUCCCCACCUGGGUCUGGAGCCACUCGUGCCCUCCGGGUGGUGGCUUCCAGGUUCCCCAGGACAGGGGACCCCCUGGGGCUGGGCUCUGAAAGGGGCCUGUAGGCCUCCACUCCACCCUCUUCCCCAGCAGGCUGUAGUGUCUAAGCUGUGAACAUUUCAAGGUUAAUUCAUAGAGAAGAGGAAAAAAGAUGGCUCAGCUGUUUCUUCACAUGGUUUACACUAGUUGAGCUAAGAUGAGUUUCUUUGAAAAUUAAACACAAAUGGUAACCUACCUAACAAAACCAGACCCAUCUUGUUGCCUAUUGUGAUUUAAAAAAAAAAAAAAAAAGACUGCUGUAUAUAAAAUAUUGGGUAUUGCAGACCAAAUUAAGUGUUUUGCCUUGUUUAAAUGAAAUGCAUGUUUAGUGAGCACUAAUACAAUCUUAUUACAGAAGACUGUUUUUAGUAGCUUAAUGUGAAGUAAGCCAACUAUAAUGAAUGUCUGUGUCUUGUUUUAAAGUCAUAUCUGUCUUUGCACAAAUGCACCAAUCAACAGGUAUAUUUUAUAUAUUCCAGAGAAGUUCAAAGUCACCAUGACUAGGGCCCAACCUUAAUUUUGAGUGCAUUUCCAGAGUGGUAGUGUCUACAGGAUAGAAGUAGGGCACAGUUAAGUGGGACAUGUCCAUUGGGCAUCAGAAGGUUUGUCUUUACGAGAGAUGUGAAGUCACCGUUAGCCCACUCAGCCCAGCAGCUCAAUGGGAGUAGACUGGAAGUCUGGUGUUUUUCUGAGUAGAUCAAUAUGCUGUCGACCCAACAACAACAACAACAAAAACACAAAUUCUUGGGACUUCCCAAUGGUUUAACCCACAUGAUGAGUAAGGAGCUGUAUCUGCAGUGUGGACCUUUCCAUGCCCCGGGGCCCUUCAUAGGGUUCAAGGUUGAGCAGUGAGCUGACUCUUCAUGAAGAAGGCAUGGCCCAGAGUAUCUGUGCUUUCCAGGGCCCAUGGUGGGGAAUCCAAAAGUAUUUCCCAUCACCAUGUUCUCUGAAUGCCAAAUUCUGUUUCCAGAAGGGACAGUGCAAAUUUGAGUCACUCUUUGGCUGGUGACCUCACAUACACUAAUUGGAGUACAAAUUGCUGAUCUCAAGUCAGUCAGUUAUAGUUUCACAAGUAGUAGGCCUGGGGAAGUCCAGGCACUCAAGGACCCAGAUGGGGAGGACCUGCCCAGGGAGGAGGCAGAGAGAUCCCUAGUGGGUUUAUCUGCAGCCAAGCUACACCCUGUAGACCACGACCCCCAGAAAGACAAACAUAACUAUGAGGAAGAUGACGCUGAGCCCAUUCCAACUCCAGACUCUUCUUUAUUACUUGAGUCCCUUUUAAGUAGUAGCAAAAAUCUGAAUUUCCAUGGUUGACCAAAAUGAACCAACUUGCCAGGAUGAAAUCUGGAGACCUAAACAC
Messenger RNA from Mustela erminea (ermine), 2706 nucleotides. It is a transcript of the gene NCALD, whose product is annotated as neurocalcin delta. The coding region runs from base 289 to 870 and encodes 193 amino acids. Gene Ontology annotation, molecular function: actin binding; tubulin binding; calcium ion binding. Gene Ontology annotation, biological process: calcium-mediated signaling. Lineage: Eukaryota; Metazoa; Chordata; Mammalia; Carnivora; Mustelidae. Gene Ontology annotation, cellular component: cytosol. The record is from RefSeq and is a predicted model, not a curated record. The transcript is spliced from 7 exons.